AUGGCAGCCCUGGUGAAGGUAUUGUGCCUCUUGGCAGCUUUGAUGGUAGCGUGUCUGGCUGAGCCAGGAACAAUUGGCUACCAAUACUUGUAUGGGGGCAGAAUUGGAGGGGCUGGUCUGUAUGGAAACAUCGCGGCGGGCGGCGGGUAUGGUCGCUACAGCGGAUAUGGCGGCGGAUACGAUGAUUCCUUUUACGGCCCUGGUGGUUUUUACGGUGAUAUUGGUGGAUACAACGCUGGGUUUGGCGGCGGAUACGAUGAUUCUUUUUACGGUCCUGGUGGUUUUUAUGGUGGUAUAGGCGGAUCCGGCGGUGGAUAUGGCGGAUAUGGUGGAUAUGGCGGCGGAUACAGAGGCUCUGUUCACGGUUUAGGCGGCUACGGCGGCCAUGGGGCUUUUUAUUAA
Messenger RNA from Lingula anatina, 402 nucleotides. RefSeq lists its product as uncharacterized. The record is from RefSeq and is a predicted model, not a curated record. NCBI's taxonomy places the organism in Eukaryota, Metazoa, Brachiopoda, Lingulata, Lingulida, Lingulidae.